AUGGCUUCUGCGGUAUAUUUUUGCGACCAUGAUGGGAAGCCGCUUUUAUCAAGAAGGUAUAGAGACGACAUACCACUUUCAGCAAUCGACAAAUUCCCCACGUUACUGUCGGAUUUAGAGGAGCAAACCAAUCUGAUUCCUCCAUGUUUAAACCAUAAUGGUCUUGAAUACCUAUUCAUUCAACAUAAUGAUCUAUACUUAGUGGCAAUCGCCACUUCGCUUGGCGCUAAUGCGGCUGCCAUUUUUACUUUUCUGCACAAGUUAGUGGAGAUAUUGAGUGAUUAUUUGAAAACCGUGGAAGAAGAAUCCAUAAGAGAUAAUUUCGUUAUAAUAUACGAGUUGCUGGACGAAGUGAUGGACUACGGCAUACCACAAAUCACGGAAACCAAAAUGCUAAAGCAGUACAUUACACAAAAAUCAUUUAAAUUGGUGAAAUCAGCUAAGAAGAAAAGAAAUGCUACGAGACCGCCAGUCGCAUUAACAAAUUCAGUUAGUUGGAGACCAGAAGGAAUCUCUCAUAAGAAAAAUGAAGCUUUUCUGGACAUCGUGGAAUCUAUUAAUAUGCUAAUGACCCAAAAGGGCCAAGUUUUAAGAUCCGAGAUUAUCGGUGAUGUUAAAGUUAAUUCAAAACUGUCUGGUAUGCCCGAUUUGAAAUUAGGUAUCAACGAUAAGGGGAUAUUUUCCAAAUAUUUGGACGACAGUUCCGAUCUUCCACCUGCAGCAAGUGCGGCAACAUCCGAUAACAAAAAGGAAGAUACAGAUAAAAAACCAUCAAUAACGUCAUCAUCAACCACAAGUAAGAGAAAGGUUAAUAUUGAACUAGAAGAUUUGAAAUUCCAUCAGUGUGUUAGACUAAGUAAAUUCGAAAAUGAAAAAAUUAUAACGUUUAUACCACCAGAUGGUAAGUUCGAUUUGAUGAACUACAGGCUAUCCACUUCGAUAAAACCGUUAAUUUGGUGCGAUGUAAACGUGCAAGUUCAUUCAAAUUCUAGAAUUGAAAUUCACUGUAAAGCAAAGGCUCAAAUCAAAAGAAAAUCCACUGCAACAAAUGUUGAAAUUUUAAUUCCCGUUCCAGACGAUGCGGAUACACCAACGUUCAAAUACUCUCACGGUUCUUUAAAGUAUGUCCCUGAAAAAAGUGCAAUCUUAUGGAAACUAAGAAGCUUCCCAGGGGGGAAAGAGUAUUCAAUGUCUGCAGAACUAGGAUUGCCUUCGAUUUCAAAUGGUAACGAUGGAAAUAGAACUAUACCAAAAAAUAAUGCGGAAAUUUUGAAGGGUCCCGUUCAAAUAAAGUUCCAAAUACCUUAUUUUACCACUUCGGGUAUCCAAGUACGUUACUUAAAGAUUAAUGAACCAAAAUUACAAUACAAAAGUUACCCAUGGGUAAGAUACAUCACUCAAAGUGGUGAUGAUUAUACGAUAAGGCUAACAUAA
Messenger RNA from Saccharomyces eubayanus, 1434 nucleotides. RefSeq names its product Apm1p (gene APM1). Bases 1 to 1434 code for a protein of 477 amino acids. Gene Ontology annotation, molecular function: clathrin-cargo adaptor activity. Lineage: Eukaryota; Fungi; Ascomycota; Saccharomycetes; Saccharomycetales; Saccharomycetaceae. Gene Ontology annotation, cellular component: clathrin adaptor complex; clathrin-coated vesicle. The record is from RefSeq and is a predicted model, not a curated record. Gene Ontology annotation, biological process: vesicle-mediated transport; intracellular protein transport. The transcript has a single exon.